AUGGCGCAAACCCCCCAACAAAGACGCGCGAACGCAAAGUUCGCCAAGGACAACGAGGCCCGCAUGGGCAAGUCCGAGGAACAAAUCAAGAAGCGCGUCAAGGAGACUCCCAAGUCGCCCAUUUCUCCCAUCUGGCUCAUCCUUCUCGGUUUUGUCGUCUUUGGCGGCAUCGUCUUCGAGGUCCUCUCCCGCAUGUUCGGUUUCUAA
This is a messenger RNA of Colletotrichum aenigma, 207 nucleotides long. RefSeq lists its product as uncharacterized. The transcript is spliced from 3 exons. The record is from RefSeq and is a predicted model, not a curated record. Lineage: Eukaryota; Fungi; Ascomycota; Sordariomycetes; Glomerellales; Glomerellaceae. Gene Ontology annotation, cellular component: endoplasmic reticulum. Bases 1 to 207 code for a protein of 68 amino acids.